Messenger RNA from Lathyrus sativus (Indian pea), 1515 nucleotides. The record is from the annotation of a GenBank genome assembly. NCBI's taxonomy places the organism in Eukaryota, Viridiplantae, Streptophyta, Magnoliopsida, Fabales, Fabaceae.
AUGAUUACUGUCACUUCUGUUACUUAUAAAUUCAACAUCAACGGGUAUCAUACAAAAACUAUCCAAGCGAAGCGGGGACUUAGGCAAGGGGACCCUAUCUCCCCUCUAUUAUUUGUUAUUAUAAUGGAAUAUCUCAAUAUGUGCUUUCGCAAAAUACAGAAGAAUCCCAAUUUCAACCAUCACGCUAAGUGUGAGAAAUUACAUAUUACUAAUCUCUCUUUUGCAGAUGAUCUACUGCUUUUUUCUAGAGGAGACUGUAUGUCGGUGGAGCUGCUUAUGGAGGCUUUUAACGAUUUCUCAGAUUCCACUGGUCUCAAAUUAAACCCGGCAAAAUGCAAAAUCUAUUUUGGUGGGGUGGAUGCGGAUACAAAGCAGAACAUCAUUAACAUUACCAAGUUCCGGGAGGAUCCUUUCCCCUUCAGGUAUCUGGGAGUCCCUCUAACCUCUAAAAAAUUAUCUAUCCAUCACUAUAUGCCGUUGAUUGACAAGAUUAUGAGUCGAAUUAAUCAUUGGAGUGCUAAACUCCUUAGUUAUGCAGGGCGUGCCCAGCUUAUAAAAAGUGUUACUUUUGCCAUUGCGAACUACUGGAUGCAAUGCUUUCCUAUUCCUAGAUCUGCUAUUCAUAAAAUUGAAGCUAUGUGUAGAUCUUUCAUGUGGACAGGUGGAGCUGAUAUUAGUAGGAAGAGCCCUAUUGCAUGGGACAAUGUCUGUAGACCUCUGAAUUAUGGAGGCCUGGGUAUCAUUGAUCUUAAGAUCUGGAAUAAGAUUACCAUGAUUAAACUACUCUGGAACCUUAGUAGUAAAACUGACAGCUUGUGGGUUAAAUGGGUUCAUAGUUAUUAUUUAAAGCAUGAGGGGUUGAUGAAUGUCAGUAUCAAACCCCACACCUCAUGGAUUAUGAGGACCAUCCUAAAACAGAGGGAUAGCUUGGUGGAUAUUCAACAGGUUUGGAAUCGCAUGUUAACUAGUGAUAAGUUUAGGAUGACUGAUAUUUAUCUGGCAAUCUGUAGUAAUGCCCCCAAAGUGAUGUGGAAGAACAUACUCCGAAAUAAUGUUGCUCGACCAAGGGCUCUGAUAACGAUGUGGUUUACGUGUCACGGAAGAUUGGCUACUAAACAACGCCUUUUCCGAUUUGGUAUGAUCACUGAUGAUAGAUGUUGUCUGUGUACUAAAGAGGAGGAAACCAUUAAUCAUCUAUUAUUCUGCUGUCCUGAAACGGUGCAUAUAUGGACCAAAGUCCUAGAUUGGAUCCAGAUUCCGCAUGUCCCGCGACCGCGGGAUGAAGAAAUGGACUGGGUGUGCAAGAGCACGAGCGGUAAGGGCUGGCGAGCGUCCCUCCUGAAAUUGGCUAUAACGAAAACUGUUUAUGGUAUUUGGCAAUACCGUAAUGACAUUUGUUACGGUAAUGUUAUAGAUAAGACAAAAAUUGGUGAUAAUAUUAUGGAUAUGAUUGUUUAUAGGGGAUGGUAUAACCAGAAACUCAGGCCGCACAUUGCUCACUUGAUGACUUAUUAG